This is a messenger RNA of Mycotypha africana, 1113 nucleotides long. RefSeq lists its product as uncharacterized. Lineage: Eukaryota; Fungi; Mucoromycota; Mucoromycetes; Mucorales; Mycotyphaceae. The record is from RefSeq and is a predicted model, not a curated record. The transcript is spliced from 6 exons. Gene Ontology annotation, biological process: endoplasmic reticulum to Golgi vesicle-mediated transport. Bases 133 to 996 code for a protein of 287 amino acids. Gene Ontology annotation, cellular component: trans-Golgi network; membrane.
UGUCUCUGCUUCUCAAAAUAGAGUUUAUUCAUGUAAAACCAGCGGGCUUUAAUUAAAAACGAAGCAGCAUUCCUGAACUGAAUAAGGGCAAUUGUCAAUUGACUUAGUUCCUCAAUAGUUUCACGCAUCAGCAUGUCAGAGCAACAACAAUUCUCUCCAUCGAAUGAGAACCCGUUUGUUUCCAAAUAUGAGUAUGCCUUUUACGAACGCAACGCUACUAUUGAACCCGAUGUGAUUAUCGAUCAACAACCUUCGACCUCUUCUAAAAGAGAGUUAAGUAAUCCGUUUGCUGAUGCUGGUAGUUUCUCCAGGACAUCAACUCAACAUACUAUAUUACAGCCAGUCCCUUCAGUAAGCCCCUUUGCUGAUCCAUCCGUAGCAGUAAGUGGAUCUAUUUUACAGCAUCAGCAACAACACGAGCAAAGACAACAAAAACAAUCAACAUAUCAAGCAGCGUAUAGUGGUGAGAGUACUUUAGACGAGCCUAUAUCGGUUACAAUUUAUCGUGAUUUGAAGCAGAUAGGUAGAAAACUGCACCAAGUACUACAUCCCAAAGGCGAAACGAGUGUAUUAAAAGACUGGGAUUUGUGGGGUCCUCUUUUAUUAUGCCUAGACUUGGCAAUUAUGUUGAGUUCUAGCGUACCUGCGAGCCAGUCAGUGCCAAUCUUUACAGGUAUAUUCGUAUUGGUUUGGGUGGGUGCAAUUGUUGUUACUAUCAAUGCUAAGUUACUCGGAGGCUAUGUGUCACUCUUCCAGUCAAUAUGUAUUAUGGGAUAUUGUUUAUUCCCAUUAGUCUUGGCUGCAUUCAUAGGGGUAUGGGUUGAUAUCAUGUGGUACAGAAUUCCAGCCUCUGCUAUUGCAGGUUUAUGGUCCACUUGGGCUUCGAUUGGCUUUUUAUCUGAAUCAAAAGCACAUUUAGCAAAAAGACGUGGAUUAGCCGUUUACCCUAUAUUUUUAUUCUAUUUUGUCAUUGCAUGGUUGGUUGCUAUCUCAUAGAUGUCCAGAUUUCACUUUGCAUGUGGCAUUUUUUAGCAUCUAUAUCAUAACAUAUGGCAUACAGUUUUGACAUAAAGUAUCAUAUAUCACCUCUAUCAUACUAUUAUAUCGCUUCAC